Messenger RNA from Penicillium olsonii, 1125 nucleotides. Lineage: Eukaryota; Fungi; Ascomycota; Eurotiomycetes; Eurotiales; Aspergillaceae. The record is from the annotation of a GenBank genome assembly.
AUGUCCUCUGUAUAUCCAUUCAGCCCGAUAAUCACAGGCGCGGAAGUGCAAGCCUCGAUCACAAAAAUGAAUGAAAGAGAGCAUGCCGCAUUCAUCUACGCCUUCACAGCAGUGACACUCGAUCUCACCCGCGCUUCCAAAAGCGCUUCAUCUUCCGCAACCUCCCAAAUAGCCGAUCUCAUGCGCCAAUCCGUGGACAUCCAACAACCAUUAGUGAUAGGAUUUCGCCCCUCCGUUCUCCGCGCAAUGACAAGCAUAUUCAUCCAGAUGUGCGCUAUGAGCCUAGGCCACUACGAUCUAGGCUUUUUCUACCUCCGUGAAGCAAUCAGCAUGAUCCACAUGCUUCGCAUAACCGAUAAAAGCGUCCUUGCAGACCUCAGCGGCCCAGAGCGAGCCCGUCGCCAGCGUCUCUACUGGCAAUGUUUCAUCCACGAAAGAUUCAUGUCAAUCGUGUAUUUUUCGCCGGUGACGCUACCGCCAGCCCAAUACCCAGAAGAAGAUGCAUCAACAUCUGUGUCGUUGGAAAUCCAGCGCGGAUGGACGCAGGUCAUCAAGACAUUCAGCAUGCUUGAUGCGAGCUUCAUCAGUCUGUGGAUUGGGGAUCGGUCCCUGGUGACUGCGUCGUGGGUAGAGGGCAAGCACCGCGAGUUGGACGAUGAGUUGUGGGAGGCCGAGGUGUCGAUGUUAUCGGAGUUGCAGCAGGCAGAUCUGGUGAUUACGAGACAGUGGAUGCGGACGUUGCUGUGGCAGAUGGCUAUGUCGAAUUGUUUGCUUAGUUCGCAUGCGUCGUGUCCAUCGUUGGAGUUGGAGAUGCCGUUGAAAUUGUCCAGUCAGCUGAGGCAGUUCUUGACCAAGAUCUCGCAGAAUACUAUUCGUGUCCAUGGCUCGUCGAUGAUAAGCAAGUUGCUGGAGAUUAUCAAUACUAUCGCUGAUGUGGUGAUUCACGUACCGCAGGCUACCACGGAGGAGACGACGGAGAGGAUUGAUGAUAUUGUUUUCAUGCAGAGUGUCGUGUUUUCGUUUCAUAACUUACAGGCUAUGUCAAAGAGUAUUCUGCUGGAUAAGUUUCGGUUGAUUCAGGGACGGUUCCCACAUAUUGAAGUUGCUAAGCAAUUGGCGGUUUAG